Populus nigra (black poplar) is the source of this 3665-nucleotide messenger RNA. RefSeq names its product cytochrome P450 734A1-like. NCBI's taxonomy places the organism in Eukaryota, Viridiplantae, Streptophyta, Magnoliopsida, Malpighiales, Salicaceae. The record is from RefSeq and is a predicted model, not a curated record. Gene Ontology annotation, molecular function: monooxygenase activity; heme binding; oxidoreductase activity, acting on paired donors, with incorporation or reduction of molecular oxygen. The transcript has 4 exons. The coding region runs from base 1804 to 3447 and encodes 547 amino acids.
CCAGUCAAUCCCAGAUGGAUGCGUGAAAUAAUAAUAAUAAUUAUAAGAAGAAGAACAUCGAAUUGGCUGCUUGUAAAUGCUACUUUGAGAGUAAUUAUGAUUGGAUGUUCAGUAAGAAGUCAUUUUUUGUUGGCAAUUACAAAUAAUUUUUUUCCAAGUAUUAUAGAUCUGCUCAAUGCAGACAUGAACAGAGUGAUGCCGUUGCGAUCCAUGGACUUACAGAAAUCUGAUAAAUUUGUGCUGGGUCUGAGGAGCUCAUUGUCCUUUUGAUUAGAGAAAUAACUUACUGUUUUCCAUAUAUUAUCAUGAAUGACCUCAUUGUAUUUGAUUUACAUUUGUCCCAUUUGAUCAUGCUACGUAUGGCUGCAACACAUUGGCUUAAAAUAUCUUAAUUUCCAGCUGCUUCAAACAAUCUAGUACUCGUUUGUUUUUGCGCGGUGGCUGUUGUUAAAAAGAAUUGAUUUUUUAUUAGUAUUUUUAAAUUAAUAAUUAAUGAAAGAAAAAUAAUAUAGCUCAAGGUGGGUCUCUCAAUGAAUCAUUAAGGAAAAAAAUAAAUUAACCUGCUCCAAAUUGCAGUAUACUGAGAAUUAAUCUUAGCUGCAAGGGACAUCAAAAAGGGAGGCGAUGCAUGUCAAAAGAGUAGCUAGCUUGCCGUCUCAACAAUAAGGAAACAUUUUGUGAGGCGGGCUGGGCUGGUAGAGAUACAAAGAGUCUAAUUUUUUUGUUUUUCUAAUAUUUAUUUUUAACAGCUUACGGGAUGAUCCACUUGGAAAAAAGAAAAGAAAUGAAAAAACUUGCUAGAUAAAAGAUAAGCAGAGAUUGUUCCCUGUAAAUUUAAUAGACUUAAGCCCGGUGCGCAAAUAGAAAUCAGCAGGGGCUUGAUCUGGGCUUAGUCCCAAGCAAAGAACGUAUAGUCGGACCAGCAUUUUUUGUAGUUCAAGCAAGACACAUGAUCCUUGCUGUUUAUGGUUUGUUUUAAAUUCUUCUAUUAGCAAGGCCCAGCUAGUUGUUUGAAGGGAAGCAUUAAAAUUAAAAUUAAAAAAAAAAAAAACUAACUGACAUCAACGUUUCACCGUGCCAUGUGACAGAGAAUAUCUUGGAUCCGCACAAUAUUUCUUCUUCUUUUUUAAUUUUUUUUCCACUUUGAUCCUUUAAUUUGUUUUUUCUUUUUAAUCAGAUAGUUUACCUUUUUAUGGGAUUAGACAUAAAGAUCCUUUAACUUUAAAACCCGUCUUCUUAUCUAAUUCAUGUUUAAAAUUAAAUAAUAUAGAAAUUAUUUUAAAUAAAUAAAAAAAUCACCUCCUUCUCUGUUUAUUUUAACAGCACCCCCAAUCAAGGUAAUAGUAAUUGCAAUGUGCAAUGAUUUUCUACUUCUAUUACUAUCAAGCUACAGCACUCGAAUUUAUUUAUUUCAAUGGGGAACAUCGGGGGCAAUCAAUUUCUCUUAGAUUAAUUCUACCUACUUUAUUUUUUAUCCACGCUACCAAAUAAGAAUAAUAUAUUCAGAAUUAAUAUCAAUUAAUCAUCACCAUCAUCAAAUCAAACAGAUAAGAUAUGUUGGGCAACUUGGGUUGCCUGAGAGUGAAUUGAACAUGUUAUCCAUGAUUUGCAAUACGGGUAGCAAUUAAUGAAUUAAUCUAAACAUGAUAAAAGAAAGAAUUAUUGCACUAGAUGUUCCACACUGAAAUAAAUAAAUAAAUAAAUUCGAGUGCUGUCGCUGCUAUGAUUGCACAUACAAUCAUUUUUUGUAGUGUACCUGAGGCCGAGAGCCCCACCCUUGCCUUUCUUCCUACAAAAUAAACAAUGGGAGGGAGGAGCCGAGCAAUUCCUGAAUCUCGUGUUUACUUAUUUAUACACGGCUGGAUCACCGAGCGAUCACCUCCGUCCCUCAACAGCACCGCCUUCUCUCUCACACGCACAGAUUUGACAAUGCAGAUUCUUUUUCUUCUGCUUGUGUCGCUGCUACUCGCCUGCAUCUUGAAAUUUAUACACUCGGUGAUGUGGGUUCCAUGGCGAAUCCAGGUCCAUUUCAGAAGGCAAGGCAUAAAUGGCCCUAGCUACCGUCUACUCUUAGGGAACGCGCCUGAGUUUGGUCGUCUAUUUAGCGAAGCACGGUCAAAGCCAAUGCCUUUUAACCACGAUGUGGUGCCUCGAGUGGCCCCAUUUUACCAUGAGUGGUCGCGCAAGUACGGGAAGACGUUCCUCUAUUGGUUCGGAACCAAGCCCACGUUGGCUAUAUCAGACCCUGAUAUGAUUAAAGAGGUUCUCAUGAACACGGGUGAUGGGUCGUUUGAGAAAGCACGAAAUAACCCCCUGGCAAAGCUGCUCUUUGGACAGGGACUUAUUGGGCUCAACGGUGAUGAGUGGGCUCAUCAUAGGAGGAUCGCAAAUCAGGCUUUCAUGAUCGAGCGAGUUAAGUGCUGGGUACCAGGAAUUGUUGCAAGCACAGAGAAUAUGCUAACCAAAUGGGAGGAAAUAAGAGGAGGCAGAGAUGAAUUUGAGAUGGAUGUGAUGGAUGAUCUUCAGGACCUGUCAGCAGACGUUAUAUCCAAGACGGCUUUUGGGAGCAACUAUGAAGAAGGGCGGCGUGUGUUUGGGUUGCAGGAACAACAAAAGUACCUUGCCUUCCAGGCUUUAGGAAAUGCGUAUAUUCCAGGGUUCAGGUUUUUGCCCACCAAGAAGAACAGAGAGAGGUGGAGAAUAGAGAAGGAAACUCGUGAAGCAAUAAAGAACCUGAUCAAGACCAAUAACAGAGUUAAAGAAAAUUCAAAAAAUCUACUUUGUUUACUUACGUCUUCGUAUAAAAACGGAGAUGGCAGGGAAGAGACAUUAGGGGUUGAGGAUGUUGUAAAUGAAUGCAAAACAUUCUACUUCGCAGGAAAGGAAACGACUGCCGAUCUUGUGACUUGGGCACUUCUCCUUUUAGCAUUGCAUCAAGAAUGGCAAGAUAAGGCACGGGAAGAAGUGUUCAGUGUCUAUGGAAGGAAGGAGCUUCCAGUUGCAGAGAAGUUAAAUGACCUCAAGAUUGUGAAUUUGAUACUCAAUGAAACGCUGCGGCUUUACCCUCCAGUUCUGAUGUUGAUGCGGCAAACAUCUAAGAAGGUUAGGUUGGGAGCAAUCGACAUUCCUGCUGAUACACAGCUUUAUUUGCCUUUGCCUGCUGUCCAGCAUGAGACUGAAAUAUGGGGAGAAGAUGCUAAUGAGUUCAACCCCUUGAGAUUCAACAAGUCUCGAAAGCACUUGGCUUCAUUUUUCCCGUUUGCGCUAGGCCCUAGAAUUUGUGUUGGUCAAAGUUUGGCGAUUAUGGAGGCAAAAAUUGCCCUAACCAUGAUAAUAAGGCAGUACUCUUUGGCCGUGUCACCCACUUAUAUUCACGCUCCAAACCUCUUUAUAAGCAUGCAGCCUCAAUACGGUGCGCAGAUCCUCUUUCGCAAGAUUUCAAACUGAAAAUUCGCGAGGCACGAGGCUCAUUGUUGUUGGUGCAUAAGCAAUUUUAAUAUUUAGUACUGCUGCUUCUCUUCUUGUAAAUCUGGAACUGAAAAGAUUUAUCUAUGUUUGGUAUGUUUCCGCUGAUAGCACCACAGGACCAAAGGAUGGUUGCAGGUGGAAAAUGUUUUGUGCGGUAUGCUUGUUUUAUUUGCCGGAAAUGAAAUUGCGUUUUAUCA